AUGAGUUCCAGGUUCCCGCCAAAUACAAAGAUAAAAGAUUUCGGAUAUCCCGAGUCUCAUCCAUUACAUUUCGGUGCUCUGCUUCGACAUUCGUUUCAAUACACUACUGAUGAAAGCUAUACGUCAGAUGAGAAUUCUACGAUAUUGUGUUCUUCCUCCUUGAACAAGUCGCGGCGAAGGAGAAGAAGAAAAGGGGAAAGAAUGGAAGAGGAGGGUCAAGGCGAAGGUGAAGAGGAUGAGGACGAGGAAGAAGUGGAAGAUGCCGACGAAAUGAAUUGUAAAGCAAGAGCUAUAUUUGAUUUUAAGCCGGAAAAUGACAAUGAGAUUGAAUUGGUUGAAGGACAGAUUAUUUGGAUUAGUUAUCGACACGGACAAGGUUGGUUGGUUGCUGAAGAUCCUGCAACUGGAGAAAAUGGAUUGGUGCCAGAAGAGUAUGUUGAGUUUCAAUUUGAUAUCGAGGGUGAUAUGGAUGAAGACGUUGCUAAGCCUUUUUUACCAGAGAUUUUCAAUAGAUGUCGAGGUGAGGAUGGUGGUGAGGAUGAGGAUGAAGGGGAAUGGGUGGAUACCGAUGAUACUAAUGACUAUGAAGACAAUGAUGUUGAUGAUGUGGUGGAAGAAGAUAUGGUAGAUGAUGACGAGGUGGAAAUGCUGAAAAAGAGCAAUCAAACAGAUAUAGAACGACUAGAUGAACAAACCAAGAAGAUGACAAUAUGA
This is a messenger RNA of Lodderomyces oxycetoniae, 714 nucleotides long. RefSeq names its product Nbp2p (gene NBP2). The transcript has a single exon. The record is from RefSeq and is a predicted model, not a curated record. The coding region runs from base 1 to 714 and encodes 237 amino acids. Gene Ontology annotation, molecular function: protein binding. Gene Ontology annotation, cellular component: cytoplasm. NCBI's taxonomy places the organism in Eukaryota, Fungi, Ascomycota, Pichiomycetes, Serinales, Debaryomycetaceae.